UGUGUUUGUAUUAGUAUAGCAGUCAGACCCACCAGUGUGAGGAUUACAGUUGGUUUUUACAUAAUGGAUUAUCCAAGAUUAAGUGUUUUAUUCAGGCACACGAGCAAAAAUAACCAAUUAGUGACUUUGCAGAUUCCUUAUUUAAAGGGAGCUGGAGGGCAAUUGACACAAAACCCUCCUGCUACCUGCAGUUCAAAGAUUGAAGCAGAGUAGUCUCAAGGAUCUCCAACAUCUCUACUCAGCAGGUAGGUCUCUCUUCAGCAGAGGUGGAUCAGACUGGCAUAUCUUGCAGCAGGGAAAUGCAGCUUAGGUGGCAGCACCAAGGAACUGUAGUGUAGCUGCAUGGGUGUUUGGGCUCUGGGUUGGUAGCUCAGCUUGGAUGGUGCUGACAAGUGUUAGAUAACUGUUUUAUCUUAGCAUCAGGACAGGUAUUCAGUGUCAAAUGCUCUGCAAGGAUAUAUCAUGAAGGUUCUCUCUUCCUGAAGUCUGAGAAAUAUGCUGGGAUAUGGAUGAGUGGGAUACUCAAGGAGAAAAACAGCCAUGGGCACCUAGUUGUUGUGAUGCAAUGACAGAUCAAGCCUCUAGAAAAUUAAUAUUAUUUGUCAUGUCAUGAAGGAAUGAUCAGAGGGCAGCCAAUACCAAGGUGUAUUAUGCCAUUAGAAUGGGCACCUAGGAAAGGCCUGUUUUGGCGAGCAGAAGUGGUUGUAAAGAAGACAGCUUUGCUGGCUUGAAAGCAAAGUGGACACUCACUGUGAAAUAAUUAGAAACAACAUCUUUACAAUAUACAGUGCUUUACCAGAACUCAUCAGAACUUUUUUCUUCCUGUGAAAACAAAAUUCAAAACAUUUCAGUUUUUUACCAAUUCUUACUGACCUUAUCCAUAGUCUGGCUUGAUUUAUAAUACAAAAAUAGAAUGAAUUGCAUUACCACUAAUGGCAAGCAAAAUACUCCUCCAAAGUAAUUGCCAUUGAUGGUCAGUUUUGGCUGAAUUUAGGCACCACAAUGACUCAAUAUCAGUGGAAGAGCUGGUUAUCUACUUAGUAUGGAAAGAAACUAGUGUUAAAGUGAUGGAAAUGCAUCUGUAGCACUAGCUACCUCCAUCUACUGCAUGAAAUAAACUCCCAUGUUUGCUUUUGUCUUGCAGAAUGAAAUACGCACAGUAUGUUUUCCUGGCCUCGGUCUUCUACACUGUUGAAUAUAGCCUAGCUCAGACCUGUGCAGUGGAGUCUUUCUCUGUGAAAGACAAUUUUGAUCCAAAAAGGUAUGCAGGGAAAUGGUAUGCCCUGGCCAAGAAGGAUCCAGAAGGCCUUUUCCUUCAGGACAACAUCUCUGCUGAAUACACUGUGGAGGAAGACGGCACAAUGACGGCGUCCUCCAAAGGCCGAGUGAAGCUUUUUGGUUUCUGGGUGAUCUGUGCUGACAUGGCUGCUCAGUACACGGUACCUGACCCAACCACUCCAGCGAAAAUGUAUAUGACCUACCAGGGACUGGCCAGCUACCUCUCCAGUGGUGGGGAUAACUACUGGGUGAUUGACACUGACUAUGAUAACUAUGCCAUCACCUACGCCUGCCGCAGCCUGAAGGAGGAUGGCUCCUGUGAUGAUGGCUACUCCCUGAUCUUCUCGCGCAACCCCCGCGGCCUCCCCCCAGCCAUCCAGCGCAUUGUGCGCCAAAAGCAGGAGGAAAUCUGCAUGUCUGGACAGUUCCAGCCUGUGCUCCAGUCAGGGGCCUGCUAAAAGUACGCUUCUGAUCCUAUCCUUAAGCACAGAAGCCAGACCUCUUGGUCUUGAAGUUGCCACUCAACUAAUAAUAAAAAAAAAAUCAUAGUAUGGAAUAGUGUGUUUUUCCUGAAAAACACAUGAAAAUAUUGGGGGAUCUUUAAACAGUGUGCAAUAUAAUAGUGAUAUUUGAAUUUUCAAGGGAAUACCUAAUGUGGCAUUUGUCAAUAAAUGUUUUUGAAA
Messenger RNA from Onychostruthus taczanowskii (white-rumped snowfinch), 1961 nucleotides. RefSeq names its product purpurin. Bases 1146 to 1736 code for a protein of 196 amino acids. The transcript has 5 exons. NCBI's taxonomy places the organism in Eukaryota, Metazoa, Chordata, Aves, Passeriformes, Passeridae. Gene Ontology annotation, molecular function: retinol transmembrane transporter activity; retinoid binding. The record is from RefSeq and is a predicted model, not a curated record.